AUGUAUAAGAAAAGGAGCUAUGGAGAAUGUUAUCACUGUGGAGAAAAAGGACAUUGGGUCCCAGAGUGUCCCUUGCGAAAUGGAGAAAAAACUAACCAAGAAGAAAACAAAGACACCAGUAAAGACAUCAGUCAAGACACCAGUCAAGACAUCUGUUACAACUGUCAACAGCGAGGACAUUGGGCCAGUAACUGUCAAGAACCAAAACGCAAACAACCCAGAAAAGGAAAAUGUUAUCAAUGUAAACAAGAAGGACACUGGAAAUCCGAAUGUCCUCAAAAGAAAAUCAUCGACAACCAAGGAGAAAACUCAGAAGAAACUCAAGUUAACAAAGGUUCCACCUCUGAAGAUAACCUCCACAGACAUGCCGCUGAAGAUAACCUCAACAAUCAUUCCACUGAAGACAACCACAACAAACGUCCCUCAGAAGGAAACCACCGAUGCCUCAACUGCCACCAACUCGGACAUGGAUUGUUUCAUUGUGGACAGCCCAUUGAAACCAGAGUCACCUUCGACGAUCUCACAAACACUUUGUUCAACAAACGAGGCUCCUUGUAUAACGCCAGAAUACAAAGAUAUUGGUACUGGUGUGGAGAAGCUGCCGAAUAUUUCCGAAGAUACCAAAGUUCCAAGUAUUGA
This is a messenger RNA of Lottia gigantea (owl limpet), 639 nucleotides long. RefSeq lists its product as hypothetical. The transcript has a single exon. Gene Ontology annotation, biological process: positive regulation of cytoplasmic translation. Gene Ontology annotation, cellular component: cytoplasm. The coding region runs from base 1 to 639 and encodes 212 amino acids. Lineage: Eukaryota; Metazoa; Mollusca; Gastropoda; Lottiidae. The record is from RefSeq and is a predicted model, not a curated record. Gene Ontology annotation, molecular function: single-stranded RNA binding; translation regulator activity; zinc ion binding.